Blepharisma stoltei is the source of this 847-nucleotide messenger RNA. The record is from the annotation of a GenBank genome assembly. NCBI's taxonomy places the organism in Eukaryota, Ciliophora, Heterotrichea, Heterotrichida, Blepharismidae.
AUGGCUGAGUUCUAUAUAAAGCUUCUCUUCAGGAUUAUACACAUUACAGCUGGCUGCUUAAUUAUUGGAAGCCAUUUAGCUGACAGCAUUUUUGGAAAGCGAGACGAAGGAUAUGGAUUUUUCUUCCCAAUCACUGGUUCUCUACUUUUCAUUUCUGGAGUCAUCAAUUUAAUCCUUCUCAGGCCAAGCAAAACAAUGGGAAACGAAAGAAAGCCAUGACUAUAUGCAAUUUAUGUAAAAAUAGUGAUCUGGUUUUUGUGCCUGCCAAUUAUAGACUUAAUAUGUAGCUGAAUGGGCUUUGAGUUCCCUCGAGAGCCUUUUACUAUAUUGCUUAUGAUAGCUGUGAUCCUUGUAAGCUCAUAUGCCAAACAAAUAAGUUAAAGUUAAAUUAUUUAGGUUUAGUUAGUUGAAGAGCCAAAUGUUACACCAUAUUGGCCACUAAAAAUGGUGACUUAGUGGUCCGACACCACGCCGGUGAAAGUUCUGAAGGUUGCUUCCUAGCAAGCUCUUUCAGGGCAGAGUUUAUUUAUUCUUUACUCGUCUUCAUCAGGGUUUCACUACCUAUCUUCCUCCGAGAGCAGGCCUUUGCUGCUCCCAACGGCUUUAUGGCAGCCUAAAGCCGUCCCUGUGACGUAGCCAGGAGAAAAAGCCAAAGCAGAAAAAACUCCUGGGGAAGUUCUCCAGCAUCAGUGCGGCGUAAUUUCCUAACCCAGGUGGCUUGCAGCACCACCUUCCUGGGGAGAGUCCGGUGCAAGACCUUUAAGCUUGCACUAUUUUUAAUACUCUUAAACAAAUAAGAGACUCAAUCAUGCUAAAUCGGCUUAAGAAUGAGUGGCUAAACCCUUAA